CUAUAUAAGGCAGCUGGUCUUCAUUUACUCCCAAGCCAGGAACGAGCGCAGCUAUGGCAGCCAAGCUACAGAACGCUGCCGCCGACAAAGAACCGAGGAUCACGCUCUUCGUGGUCCUCACCUGCAUGGUUGCCGGCUCCGGUGGACUCCUCUUCGGCUACGACCUCGGCAUCUCUGGCGGUGUCACUUCCAUGGAUUCUUUUCUGAGCAAAUUCUUCCCCGAAAUUCUUGCGAAGAUGAAGAAUGAUAGAAAUGUUAGCAACUACUGUAAGUUUGAUAGCCAGUUGCUGAUGGCUUUCACAUCGUCACUUUACAUAUCGGGGUUCUUUGCUUCUCUGCUGGCUUCGCCGGUGACUAAGAGGUUCGGCCGGAGGCCCUCCAUGCUCUUCGGAGCUGUGUUGUUUCUUGCCGGAGCAGGACUCAGUGGCGCUGGCUUCAACCUGUUAACUGUUAUCCUUGGCCGGAUACUUUUUGGGGCUAGCAUCGGCUUUACCAACCAGAGCAUCCCUUUAUACAUCUCAGAGAUGGCCCCGCCGAAGUACAGAGGAGCCAUGAACGGUUUCUUCGAAAUCUGCAUCAGCAUCGGACUCCUAGCAGCAAAUCUCAUAAACUACGGCACAGAAAAGAUCAAGGCCGGUUGGGGAUGGAGACUCUCCCUCGCCCUGGCCGCCCUCCCCGCCUCCCUCCUCCUCAUCGGCGCUCUCUUCCUCCCUGAAACCCCAAGCUGCAUAAUCCAUCGAAAUGGAGAUUCACAGAAAGCCUCCCGUAUUCUGCAAAAGAUCCGCGGCACCGACGACGUCCACGACGAACUCAACAGCCUGAUUUCCGCAGCCGCCGACGCCUCCUGCGGGGCAUCAGAACAUCCCCUACGCAGACUACUUCGACGAAACUACCGUCCCCACAUCGUCAUGGCUUUCCUUCUCCCUGCUUUCCGUCAAUUCACCGGAAUAAAUUUCAUAACUUUCUACGCGCCGGUGAUGUUCCGGACCAUCGGGUUCAAGGAAAGCGCCUCACUUAUGUCAGCGGGGAUGACAAGGCUUACAGCUACGAUAUGCACUCUGGCGACCAUGGCGGUGGUGGAUAAGCUCGGGCGCCGGAAAUUCUUCCUCCUCGGCGGCACGCUCAUGAUUGUAGCGUUGGUGAUGGUGGGAGGAAUAAUGGCAUUGAAAUUGGGAGAUCAGGGCGCAAUGGAAGACGGCUAUGCCUACCUCGUGUUGGCCCUUCUCUGCAUCUAUGUGGCUGGUUUUUCUUGGUCGUGGGGGCUGUUGCCAUGGCUUGUGGCGAGUGAGAUUUUUCCGCUGGAGAUCAGAUCGACGGGGCAGAGUAUUUUUGUCGCUUCGGACUUCUUUUUCGGAGCUUGGAUUGCGCAGAGCAUGCUUUCCAUUCUCUGUUACAUGAAAUUUGGUGUUUUUUUCUUGUUUGGAGGAUUUGUGGUGUUGAUGAGCUUGUUUGUGUUUUGGUUUUUGCCGGAGACGAAGGAGUUGCCGUUGGAGGAGAUGGGGAAGGUGUGGGAAGACCAUUGGUUUUGGAAGAGGUUUGUAGAAUUGGAUGAGGAGAAGGGAAAUAACAAGAAUGUGCAGAUUGCUUAGCUUUAAAUCGAUGCAAUAAGAAUAAUAAUAUUUCUCGAUUAGUUUUCAA
Messenger RNA from Dendrobium catenatum, 1638 nucleotides. Its product is annotated as hexose carrier protein HEX6. Gene Ontology annotation, biological process: monosaccharide transmembrane transport. Lineage: Eukaryota; Viridiplantae; Streptophyta; Magnoliopsida; Asparagales; Orchidaceae. The coding region runs from base 54 to 1589 and encodes 511 amino acids. The transcript has 3 exons. Gene Ontology annotation, cellular component: membrane. Gene Ontology annotation, molecular function: monosaccharide transmembrane transporter activity. The record is from RefSeq and is a predicted model, not a curated record.